AUGUGGACCGCUCCCCUGUGGUGCCUGGUCCUGGGCCUUCUCGCCUGCAGCCCGUGCCUAGGGCAAACCGAGCCGGAACCAGCCGUGGGCCUCUUCCCGCAGGCCGUGCAGAAGAUUAACGUGACCGUCCUGUACGAGCCGUACUGCAAGGACAGCUCCUGGUUUAUCACCAAGCAGCUGGUUCCGGUGUACAAGCUGCUGCGCAACCACCUCAUCGUCGAGAUGGUGCCGUUCGGUCGCACGCGUAUGAAGGAGCCGCAUGGAGCAGACACGACCGUCAGCUUCACCUGUCGCCAUGGACAGGCCGAGUGCCAGGCGAGCAUGAUCCAUGCGUGCGCCAUCGCCCUCUACCCGGACGUGGACAAGCACCUGUCGUUCAUCGCGUGCACGCUCAAGGCCUGGAAGCCCGAAAAGAACGUCGACAAGUGCUGCAACCUGCUCAAGAUGGAGAGCAGCAAGAUUCUGGGCUGCGCCUCGUCUCCGCAGGGCAAGAUCCUCCUGCAGAAGAUGGGCUGGCGCACCAUGUCGGUCAAGCCGGCCAUCAACUACGUGCCCAGCGUGGUCAUCGACGGCGGCUUCAACAAGCGCUACCAGAAGCUGCUGCAGAAGAAGUUCAAAGAGACCGUGUGCAAGCACUUCAAGCCACCCCUGCCUGAACCGUGCGAGGUUAAGAAGAAGAGGGGAUGGUUUAGUCGUUGA
This is a messenger RNA of Rhipicephalus microplus (southern cattle tick), 699 nucleotides long. Its product is annotated as gamma-interferon-inducible lysosomal thiol reductase-like protein. Gene Ontology annotation, molecular function: oxidoreductase activity, acting on a sulfur group of donors, disulfide as acceptor. The record is from RefSeq and is a predicted model, not a curated record. NCBI's taxonomy places the organism in Eukaryota, Metazoa, Arthropoda, Arachnida, Ixodida, Ixodidae.